Molecule: messenger RNA, 2460 nt
Organism: Aspergillus steynii IBT 23096
Lineage: Eukaryota; Fungi; Ascomycota; Eurotiomycetes; Eurotiales; Aspergillaceae
Exons: 2
Coding region: 182-2329 (715 amino acids)
Source: RefSeq, a predicted model, not a curated record
UUUCAAGUGAGAUUCAAUGUUGAACUCACCAGAAAAAUGCUCUAACCCUUUCCCGUUCAUCGCCCCAACUGCAAGUACUAUAACAGCUAGGAAACAUUCUCCGGCUCAUUCUUCGGAGAUAUCCUGUUUAUCCUUUCUUUUUUCUACAGUCGGCUGAAUUCCGGGCCUGCAGUCGCAUUAAAUGGAAGACUUUUCUCACCACGACGACUUUCCGGACGAAUUGUCACGCCCGUAUUCGCCUCACGACGAAGCCCUCGAUUUCCCGCACGCCGACGACGCAGAGACGCAGUUGACCCAGGACUGCGGGUACAAUUCCUCGGCGUCGUCGACACACACGUCGUCGGGCGACAUCCUCGGCGUCGAUUACGAGGAUGACGAGCUCCCUGGAUUGAAAUCCCGCGCAUCCAGCCGCUCCUCCGUCUCCUCGUUGCCGGGAUCGGUGUUCACGCAUUCGAUGGAGGGGGCGAAGACUAUUGCCCGCGAGGCGCAGGAAUCUGCCAUCUACUGGGACGACCGAUAUACCAAGGGCCAGACGAGGGCGGGACCCGGGUUGAAAUCCCUCCAGGCGAUUCGGCAGCGCGAGUCGGCGUUUCGGAAACCGAGCUCGGUGCGGGCGUUGCAGAUGCACACGGAAGACGAGGGCGACGAGGAGUACCUCACGCCUCCGAGGCGCAGAGGCGGACACCGUAUGUCGGAUAUCUCGAUGCGGUCGUCCAACUCGUCGCCGUUGAAGAGGUCGCCGUACUACUCGCCUUCUGGGUCGGCGGGCAAGCAGAAGGUGAAAAAGGAGUAUCCGCUGGUCCUGCUGCAUUGUACGCUUCUUCCACCUUCGCUGCCAAUCCCGGGCCUGGCGGGACCUCCGGAUCCAAAGGUCCUGAAGGAGGUGUUGCCGUCAGAGUAUUGGAGGCGGUGGAAAUUGUUGGAAGAGAAGGUUGGAUCGGGGGUCCUCCGUGACCGUGGCGUCCUGAUAUCGCAUCCGGAGGACAUGUACGAUUUACUCGAGGAUCGUCUUCUGGAGAGUCUGGAGCUGCAGCAUCCGCGCCUCGACCACGGGCAUUUCGUCGGCCACGAGGAAGGCGAUUCGGAGAAGGAAGACCAGGGGAAUAAGGAGGAGAGUGAAACGGACGGGGAGCAGGGCGAGGACUGUCCGGACUGUGGCGAACGCUUCCUGAGGCCUAAUCACCACAGCAGGAAGUGGGAGAUCAAGGUCUUCGCUGCGAACGGACUCAUGAGAGCCGGUGCGUGGGCCGCAGCGUGGAAAGAGAUGGAGAAGGUAGACGUCGAAGUCGGUCUCUGGCUUCCCUCGGAACUCAGGCGAGAGUUGGAGAAACGGUUGCUCGAUAGCGAGAUGUCCACCGCGCUCACUCGCAUGGAAGUUCCGCAGCUGAUUGAGCCCAUGAAGGAGUUGGAAAGCCAGCCUUCGCUGACUCAACCAUCGCCCUCGCUAUCCACGGUCAUGCCAGUUUUGUUCACUCCGGAACGAUCCUCGUCUCCUAUUCCUCCAGCAACCCCGACGCCAGCGCCCAGACAGCAGCAUCGUCCAACCCAGAACCACAAUCCCAUGUAUCCGCCGAAACCCCCGGUGGAGAUCGAUCUCCACACUUUGCUGGUGAACUAUAUUCGGGUCCUUGCCAACGACCGACGCAACGUUGCCAUUGCGCUCCUGAGUAUCCUUGUAAUCUUCUUUGCGAUCGACUACCGACCUAGGGAAGCUGCAUCAAACCUACGCCCAUUUCCACAAGAUGUGCUCAGCUCCACUUCUGUGCCAUCCAUGCAUAUAUCUCCGGUGCAGAGCUCCUCUGCAAACCGGGAGGCUCCAACCAACUCGGAGAUGCAAGCUUCAAUUGCCGCCAUUAGCUCGGUUGCCGCUGUCUCUCCAGCUUCCGGUCAGCCUUCGGUUGCCGAUAUCGUCAGCACUGCGACUGCAGCAACUAUUAGCCAGGCAGAGGAACCCACGGAGACAGAAGAGACUAUCGGGACCAGCUCUGCUGCAAUCGAGCCCCCGAAAUCGCAGCCCUCAUCCCUACAUGACGAUAAAGUCCAUUUCGAGAUGGAAAGCGCGAAGGCAGAAGACGCAGACACGACUGAACAAGCCCCAGCACCCAUCGUCGCGCCCGCAGAAAAACAGCUUGAUUUACAACUCGAUGAACGGGUCGAGCCUAGCCUCGAAGUCGUCGAGACGACAUUUAACGAUACGCCCCGAGAAUCUCGUCCUGAUGUCCCGAAGAUCCACGACGAGGCACCCAAAGAGGUGCAUGAAAACGAGAAACAGUUUAUCCGAACACAGACAGCGGCGAAGGAAGAACGAGCCCUGAUUGCUAUGACAUGAUUUGACUUUAUUUUGACUUGAAGAAUCCGAUUGACGACUGAUAUGACACGAUUAGCCUGAUAUGUUGAUGCGCCUUUCCCUCUGACUCUGAUUAUGAGAAUGUGAUGUAGCUUAGUUGCUGUUUAUUUAGU